Xiphias gladius (swordfish) is the source of this 2835-nucleotide messenger RNA. RefSeq names its product RCC1 like (gene rcc1l). The record is from RefSeq and is a predicted model, not a curated record. The transcript is spliced from 12 exons. Lineage: Eukaryota; Metazoa; Chordata; Actinopteri; Istiophoriformes; Xiphiidae. Bases 177 to 1535 code for a protein of 452 amino acids.
AUAGCCUUUUCCCUUCCCGGGUAAGGUUAGCCUGAGGUAAAUAAACACGCAAUAAUGACAUUGAGAUACAUGUGCACUGCCUCGGCUGGUUCAUCUCAGCUCCUGUACAGUUAAAGUUUGUUCCUUCAGCCCUGUGAAACACAUUUCAAACACGAAGGUCUAACGGGAAACAAAGAAUGGCUUUCCCCUGUGUGCGACUGUGCACCCGGCACAGGAGCACGGGGCUUCAGGUGUGCGGUUAUGCGACGCUCCCGAAAGCAUCCGGGCCCCGGGAGAAAAGCGACAGCGGCGGUCCAGUGUUUCAGUAUGUUGGCCAGCACAGAAAGCCCAGCCACAAAGUGUUCGUGUGGGGCUUCAGCUUCACUGGGGCUCUGGGUAUCCCCAGCUUUGUGGUGCCGGACAGUGGCAGGAAGAAGCCCCGUAAAUACCAGCUCACUCCUUACCGCCUGGAGACCGCGGAGCAGAUCUCUUCUGCCGCCUGUGGUUACGGCUUCACUCUCAUCGCCUCCUCGACCAAAGAUGCUUCCAAGCUGUGGGGCAUGGGCCUGAACAAGGACUCUCAGCUGGGCUUCCAACGCACCCAGCACAGCCGCCAUCAGAGUUAUGACUACGUCCUGGAGCCGUCCCCGGUGGCUCUGCCUCUUGUCGAUCCUCUGCAGACCAGAGUGCUUCAGGUUGCAUGUGGCCGGGCUCACUCCCUGGUCCUCACCGAUCAGGAGGGAGUUUUCAGUAUGGGCAACAACGCGUAUGGCCAGUGUGGGAGGCAGAUUGUUGAAGAUGAGGUUUACAGUGGCAGUCACAUCAUUCACAAGAUAGAAGGCCUCAGCAGCAGGGUCGUCCAGGUGGCGUGUGGGCAGGACCACAGCCUUUUCCUCACCGAGUCAGGAAAAGUGUUCGCGUGUGGAUGGGGCGCAGACGGACAGACGGGUCUGGGACACCACAGCGUCAGCUCCGGUCCGGUGGAAGUGGGAGGGGAUCUGGCCGGCGUGGAGGUGCAGCAGGUCAACACGUAUGGAGACUGCAGCCUGGCUGUGUCCCGGGACGGACAGCUGUAUGGAUGGGGCAACUCUGAAUACCUGCAGCUGGCCUCGGUCACCGAGGCCACGCAGAUCAACUCCCCUCGACAUCUUCCUCUGACAGGCUGCGGAAAGGUGGUUCAGGCAGCGUGUGGAGGAACGCAGGUGGCCAUUCUCAACGAAAAAGGAGAGGUGUUUGUGUGGGGAUAUGGCAUUCUUGGAAAAGGCCCAAAGCUAUCAGAAUCCUCAACCCCAGAGAUGAUUCCCUCCACGCUGUUCGGCAGCUCAGAGUUCAACCCCUCCGUCGCUGUCACCAGGAUCAGGUGUGGCCUCAACCAUUUCGCUGCAGUAACAGAUCGAGGCGAGCUCUUCGUUUGGGGGAAGAACGUGAGAGGUUGUUUGGGCAUCGGGAGUAGAGACGACCGGUACUUCCCGUGGCGAGUGACCGUGCCGGGUCAAGUGGUGGAUGUAGCAUGCGGUGUUGACCACAUGGUGGCGCUGGUGAAGUCCCUUCUGUGAGCUCUUGUCCUUGCCAGCAGUGGAUGAAAGGCUGGAUGUUUGGCCUAUCUACCCCCCCGUCCCCCGCUGACCUACUGGCGCCUCAGGGAGCCGAUCGGGGCCGCUUUGGAGUCUUGAAGCCAGCUGCUCUCCACAGGCGACGGGCCCUCGCGUCCCCUCCGUCCUGCAGUGACGCCAAGCAGUGAGCAGAGUAGUUGAUUCUGCAGCAAAGCGUCACCUUAUCCUUCACGAUGGUCACAUGGCACAGACAUCUAAGGAUAGUUUUAUUGCAGUUACAGGUGAAACGAUUAGUCAAUUAAUUGAUUAAUUGAUUUAGCCAUUUUUUCCAAGCAAAAUAGUGAAAAAAUGCACAUCAUUCUCUGUUUGCAGCUUCUUCAGUGUGUGCAUUUGCUGUUUUUCUCUCUUUUAUAACAUCGUAAACUGGACAUCUUUGGGCCUUGGACUGAUGUCGGACAAAGCAAGACAUUUUAGGACACAACCUUGGGCUUUGGACAUGUUUUCACUAUUUACUGACAUUUUAUAAACUAAAAUGCAGCUUAAACGAUAAUGAAAAUAAUCAUUUUCUUUUAUAACAUCAGUGUUUAUAUCACUUAUGAUAACGUGCUACACACCAGGUUAGGUCCUGAGAUCUGGGAACGACUAAUAUAACAUAACUGAAUAAAAUGGAGGCCAAAACUAUGAAAAUAAGACCCAUCUGUAAUAAACCAGACAACGUUCCUACCAGAAAACAAAGCCUCCUUUCAGGUACUUAAUUCUGUAAAAUUGUGUUUUGUGUCCUCUGGCAUGUUGUUGAUGUUUGCUGCAACACAAAAACGUUUUCUGUGAGAGAAAUGUGCUCAGCGAAUGAAGCGAUUCACUGUGGAAUCAUCAGACUCCUGCGGUUUGGGAUUAUCUCAAAACAGUACGUUGGGGCACUUUAAAUCUCUGCAGGCCUAUCAGAUGUUUAUGCAACAUUUGAAAAGCCAGCGACAGCAAAACAAUCCACAAAAAAUGAUUAUCUCCCUGCCAACUGCAAAUAGAGGUGAAGGCACUCCGCCAGGGAGAAAACAGGUUUUGACGAAUCAAUUUUACAACAUGAACUCGUGUGUCCUCAGUGGUGCGUGCCCGCCGUGCAUAUAAAACGCUGUCGGGAGCAGCAGAAAUAUAUGGACAACUACAAUCGCGGAGUCCUGACAGCUUAAAAGUAUCAAUCUGCCCCGACAGUUGUUGCCAUAUCAGUCAAAUGCAUCAGCAGAACGGCGACUUGAGACUGUUUUGUAAAAGGAAAGGAUAAAAAAACCAAGCAGGCAGGAUUUUCAAU